This is a messenger RNA of Clupea harengus (Atlantic herring), 1095 nucleotides long. RefSeq names its product proteasome 20S subunit alpha 3 (gene psma3). The record is from RefSeq and is a predicted model, not a curated record. Gene Ontology annotation, biological process: ubiquitin-dependent protein catabolic process. NCBI's taxonomy places the organism in Eukaryota, Metazoa, Chordata, Actinopteri, Clupeiformes, Clupeidae. Gene Ontology annotation, cellular component: proteasome core complex, alpha-subunit complex; proteasome core complex.
GACCAAUCAGGCGCGUCUUUGUUGUGAAGUGAGAGAGGAAGAAGUGAUGUGGUGAAGAGUUGCGUUUUGCAGGGACUGUGAAAUUUUGAGUUGAAACUUUGCACUUGGGCCACAAAAUGAGCUCCAUCGGAACCGGGUAUGACUUGUCUGCUUCGACCUUCUCACCUGACGGUAGAGUAUUCCAGGUUGAGUAUGCAAUGAAAGCAGUCGAAAACAGCAGUACAGCGAUUGGAAUCCGGUGCAAGGAUGGUAUUGUGUUUGGUGUUGAGAAGCUAGUCCUCUCAAAACUAUAUGAACAGGGAUCCAACAAACGCAUCUUUAACAUUGACCGUCAUGUUGGAAUGGCUGUGGCAGGGCUCCUGGCUGAUGCUCGCUCUCUCUCUGAGGUAGCUCGGGAAGAGGCUGCUAACUUCCGCUCCAACUACGGUCACGACAUCCCCUUAAAACAUCUUUCAGACAGAGUGGCCAUGUAUGUCCAUGCUUACACGUUAUACAGCGCUGUGCGUCCAUUCGGCUGCAGUUUCAUCCUGGGAUCACAUGAUGAAGAUGACGGCCCACAGCUGUACAUGGUAGACCCGUCAGGGAUUUCAUACGGUUACUGGGGCUGUGCCAUCGGAAAGGCCAAGCAGGCAGCCAAGACAGAAAUUGAAAAACUGAACAUGAAAGACAUGACCUGUCGGGAGUUGGUGAAAGAGGUGGCCAAAAUAAUCUACAUUGUACACGAUGAAGUCAAAGACAAAUCAUUUGAGUUGGAGCUCAGCUGGGUAGGAGAAGUGACGAAAGGAAGACACGAGGUGGUCCCCAAAGACGUCAGAGAAGAGGCCGAGAAGUACGCCAAGGAUGCCUUGGAGGAGGAGGAUGACUCUGAUGAGGACAACAUGUAAAGCCUGUUGGCCCGGCCGCAACACGUGCAUUUAUCCCUCAGACUACUGUCAUACCCACUAUUCUCCUAGUCCUCUACCCCAGAUUUACAAGGCAAAGAUUUCUUUUUUUUGUAUGUUUUAUAGUGCUUUGGAUCAUUACAUUCGUAUGUUUCCUCUCUUUGAAUUCUCUAUGAUGGAUGUUGAACAUCAUAUAAAAAUGGUCAGAAAACAA